Messenger RNA from Baudoinia panamericana UAMH 10762, 1486 nucleotides. RefSeq lists its product as uncharacterized. The record is from RefSeq and is a predicted model, not a curated record. Gene Ontology annotation, biological process: proteolysis. The coding region runs from base 375 to 1352 and encodes 325 amino acids. The transcript is spliced from 4 exons. Lineage: Eukaryota; Fungi; Ascomycota; Dothideomycetes; Mycosphaerellales; Teratosphaeriaceae. Gene Ontology annotation, molecular function: peptidase activity.
AGCCGCGGUAUGGACCUAUACCACAAUACGCACGAUGUUUGCGGGAAAGGUACUAUCGAAGAGACGAGAUGCGGAUAAUGGAGCGCGAACUCCGAGACGCUGAGUCGUCCUGAAAUCUAGACGGAACGGGAACUGCUUCUUACGAACUUCACAAGAUAUGUCUUGAGGGAUGUAUGUCCCGCAGUAGAUGUGCUUCAAAUGGAAACCUGCGUGGUGACGAGUUCCGUCAAUGCGGGCUGGAAGGAGGACUGCAGGGGCGAGACGCACUGGUAUCGAUAAACAUCGUAGACACCAGACAUCACCUGCGUUACGCAACGCAAGGCAGCGGAGGAUUGAUCUUGCGUCCAUGAAAGACAAGCAACACAACUUGUCGCAUGUCAACCUUCCCGCUCGGUAACAUGUCGAUGGAGUACGAAGGCUAUCCUUCACCAUCGUCGUCUGGCAGGAUCCGCUUUGACGUCGGCCGUGAUAAGCCGUUCGAAACAGCAUACUUCGUUUACGGCGACCUCACCAGCAAAAUUCCACCUCUCGUCUGUCUCCAUGGCGGCCCUGGCGCAACAUGCCGUUACCUUGCUCCCCUUUCGGUCCUGCAGGAGCGCUACCACAUUCCCGUGGUGAUGUACGAUCAGAUCGGUUGCGGGCAGAGCACGCAUCUUCCUGAGACUAGGGGUGACACAUCCUUCUGGACUGUAGACCUCUUCGUGGAUGAGCUUCGCAAUCUCCUCUUUCAUCUCGAUAUCACAGAAUACCAUCUCAUGGGCCAUUCCUGGGGUGGGUUACCCAUGAUUACAUUUGCACUCACCAAGCCGACCGGUCUCCGCUCCCUGAUCGCCUACAGUACUCCAGCCAGCUUCCCGCUCCGUAUUGAAUGUUGCAAGCGGCAGUACAGCGAUAUGGGCCCCGAGAUGGGCGCCCUCCUAAUGCACGCACACAAGGACGGCAAAAGUAACACAGCUGAGUUUAAGGACGCUAUGAAUAAGUUCAACCGUAAGCAUAUGUGCCGCCUGGAGGUUCCUCCGCAACCUUAUCUGGAUGUCUACCCCGAGCUGGCUCGAGACGACACAGUGGCUAUGACACUGUUUGGAGCCGAUCUCAUUAACAUGACCGGGUCUUUGAAGAACUGGGACGUCACGCCAGAUCUCUGCAAGAUCACUCCCACGACGGCUCCGGGUGGUAUCCUCGUUAUGAAUGGGUGGUAUGAUACAACACAAGACGACGCGACGGCUGCAUACUUUAUCAAGCCCAGUGCGCGAGUGAAGUGGGUACAAUUUGCGGAGAGCAGCCAUAUGGCGCAUAUGGAGGAGCCGGAGAGGUUUACCAAGACUCUUGGCGAGUUCUUGCAAAUGGCGUAGCUAUGCAUAUUUGUUGUGCUUGCAUGACCGGCAAUGCACAUGCCCUUGCCACAAGCGACCAUGCACGUAAUUGCUCGGCUCAUCUACGUAAGUUUUAGUCGCACGGCAAUUUCCGCCGUUAAGUCAAGCCAGCC